GCGAUGCCGCGCCGGGCCGGGCCGGGCCGGGCGGCGCCGGAGGGCCGUGGGAGCUGCUGCACCUGAUACACCGGGGCGGGAGCGCGGUGGAGGAGGGCGGGAGGGAGCGGCGCUGCCGCCGCCUGCGAGCGCCUCUCGCCGCCGUUAGACAGCGCUGGUCUCGCCGCUUCUCCCUCCGCCCGCCCCUUCUGCGCGGAGCUGGGCUCUCGCUCCUGUUCCCCUCGGGGCCGGCGGCAGCGCGUCCUCCUCCUCGUCUCCCCUGGGCCCCAUGGCUUCGGCCGGCAGCGGCAUGGAGGAGGUGCGCGUCUCGGUGCUGACCCCGCUGAAGCUGGUGGGGCUGGUGUGCAUCUUUCUGGCGCUGUGCCUGGACCUGGGAGCCGUGCUGAGCCCCGCCUGGGUGACGGCGGACCACCAGUACUACCUGUCCCUCUGGGAGUCCUGCCGCAAGCCCGGCAACUUGGACAGCUGGCUCUGCGAGUCGACGCUGCACAGCGACUGGCAGAUAGCUACCCUGGCUCUGCUGCUGGGUGGUGCUGCCAUUAUUCUCAUAGCUUUCCUGGUUGGGCUGAUCUCCAUCUGCGUGGGAUCUCGGAGGCGGUUCUACAGACCAGUUGCAGUCAUGCUCUUUGCUGCAGAUUCUCCUGAGACUCAGCAGCCGUGGUUUGCCUUCAUCCUGUCACUCACAUCUGCAUUGGAGCCAGCAGCUUAAGCCCCUUCUGAUAGCCCAUAAUGAAGAGGAUGACAGAACCUCGGGAUGUAUUAAAAAAAGCCACUUAGGAGGAUAUGAGAGGAUAAGAGCAUGGAAUUGGAGGGAGUUUGGGAUGAAGGCUCCUGCUGCCCCCUGCUGAUAACAUGGCCUUGAUGGAACCGAGCCCUUCAAGAUAGUCCUUUUAUGUGGUCAAGACACAUUCCUAGAUUACAUUUCAUUUGCUUUUAGGAAAUUAAAGCAACCUAGGAUCAGAUUCCCUGAGUGGAAAUCAUCUGGUUUUGUUCUAUGUGUUGCACUGCUUGCUUGGUUAAAUGAAUAAAGGUACUGGUGCCAAUGUGUUAAAAUUAGUGUUAAUUGUGAGGUUUAUAGGGUAUGCUGUUUAGUUAACUUUGAAGAAAAUGGGGUUAUUUAAUUUUUCUGGUGGUUUCUUGUUUGGCUUUUGGCCUCAUUUCUCAUAAUGUUGUGUAGUAACUUGGUAAUUAUUCAGCCAUACACGCCUGUCUUGCCGUGUUGCUCAUUUAGUAGUUUAGUUUGUACUAAAAAAAGAAAUGGCUUUCCACAAGAAAAGAUUUCCUCAAAUCCUACUGUUUGUCUUCUCUCUGUAUGUGCUCUCCUCUGCAUAAAAUUGUUUCUAGUCUUUACUACAAAAGGUUGGUGGUGAGGAGGUUACUGCUUACUUGAAUCUAAGAGGAAAUUAAAUUGGUUCUUCAGCUUAUGAUUGUGUUCACAUCUUCCCUUUGCCUCUGUGUGUGUGCAUGUGCAUUUUGAGCAGCCAUAACCUGAAGCAUAUGAGAAGAGAGAUGAUGAGGCCAAGAUAACCAUUCUUCUUCAUUAUCUGGCAAAUCUGAAGAGAAUCCUUUCAGGAUUUGACACUUACAUUGUUAAAAGACAUUUCCUGCAGGUUUUAUCUUUGAUGUCAGCAAUUUGUAGAGAUGAAUAUGGAUGGUGUAUCUUGAAAGAAUUGUGGAAAGAAUCCCCCACUGAAGAGGGGAAAGUUAAGAUUGUAGCAGUUUGUGCCUUAUGCAGCUUUCCAUGGAUUCAAGCCUUCCAUCUGUGGAUUUCACAAAUCUUUCAGGAUAAACACCACCCUGACCUGUGAAUGUGCUGUCAAGACCAAAUAUUCUGUAUAACUGUGGUUGGGAGUCUAUCAGCUGCCUCUGGAUAAAGGGCACAGUAUGAAUUGCCCAGAGACAUUUAAUGAUGGGUGUUGGGUAGAAAAGGUCUCUGUGUGGAAAAAAGGACAAAAUGGAAAAGUUAUUUCCAGGUGCUUUAUAGAGUCCAAACAGUUGGCUCCAGGCUAUUUUUUUUCCUUCAAGUUUUGAUUUUCUUUUUUUUUCUCAGCUUCAGCUUUCAGUUAGCAAGUCUGUAGGUGAGGGGGAAGAUUGACUGACUAGGACUGGAAGACAUGAGAAAGAAAGGGACCAAGAAAACCAAAAUUCAACCUAGAUGCUGAGAAUAAGCCAGCAAGUAAUGCAGAGAUGUGAAUGUGUUUUCAUAGAUCUGCCAGUAUGUAUUUCAAUGUUGAGAGGUAGAGGAACACCUCAGGUAAUGGAAAAAUGUGGAGCAGACAGGGAGGCAGUUGCAGGAAAUCUCACUCAUCUUGGCUCAUGUGGCUCUUUGGUCUAGUGGAGGUCUCCAGCUCAUGGACCUGCUGGGGUAUCUUAGAGUUCUUGGCCCUGAAAACUGCACCCUCAAAGUGCAGGCUGACAAACCUGUCAUGAUACACUUACUGUUUAACUAAGUGCUAACCAAGUCUAAUUUAGGGGCAGAAAGAGAAACUGUGUUUGCUGAAAGUCCAUAAAAGAAACAAAAGAAAAAAUAAAGAUGCUUUCCUUUUGGUAUUGUGUUUUAACAAAUGUGACAAUGUUUGGAAGAAUAGCCUGCUGACAUUACCAAGCUUUUAACAUGUUGCACAAGAUGCUCUUACAUGCAAGCUAGUAAAAACAGUGGCUAAGUGAAAACAUUACAGGUAAGAAAGUUAUAUAAAAUGGUGGCAUAUAAUAAUUGGAGAAUAUUUAAGGAGGUGUCUUCUAAUGCUGAUAGAGAGAGCAUAGUCCAGCUGGACUGCAUCCUUAGUUCUGUGCUAUUACCUAUUUUCAUAAUGAUGUGGAAGAUAGAAUGAAAAUUUACUUGUCAAAUUUUGCAGUGCAAGUAGAAAAAAUUGCAGAUACAUUGAAAGGCAGAAUUUGAUUUUGUGAAGUUGGUGGAAUGGUCUGAAAAAGUAGGAAUGACUUCAGUAGAAUGUAGUGCAGAUUGCUGUAGGGCAGCGAGAAGAGUCAUUAUAUCAAAGAAAUACUGUUGCAAAAAUACUCUGUAGGUUAUGUAGUCCAAUUUCCUUGUUGAGGCAGGAUGGUCACUGACAGUGACAGCUUUGUCUGGUCCAGUUUUGAUGAAAUUCAAGCAUGAAGAUGCUGUGACCUUUCCAAGCAUAUUGUCCUGGGCACAUGCAACCCUCCUUUUGAUACUUUUUAAUUUAUUGAUGUCCGUCCUGAAUCUCUGAGGUUAAUGUCCACUCUAUUACUGCCAGCUUACCUGACACUACUUAAAAAGAGGAUUUUUUUUUUCUGUCUUUGUUGCAGCUAUGCUUUCUGGUAAUCUUUGAAACACCUAACACUUAUUAGUGAAGUGCUUUACUCAUCUGAAAUGAGCAGGAGGUGGAGAACAGAACUUACUAGCCAGCACCAGCAUUUUCAUAAUUACAGAUCAAUUAGAAAGCCACAUCGCAAGUGGGGUUUUUUUUUUGCAUCAAAACUUACAGUCAAACAUUUGAGCAAAAAAAAAAAAAAAGAUGACAGAAAUUGUAUUUUCCUACUUUUAAAGAAUUUGUUAUGAUUUCUGCAUGUUUAAUAUGAGUGUGUAUAAUUGCUUAUAUUUCAUAUGCAUGGAAUAAAACUAGUAGUCCUGCUCCAUAUUGAAAGCAUCAUAGUGCUUCAUAAAAACAUGUCUAUGUCUGAAGUGAACAAUCAAGUUUGAGAUAAUUAGUCUUUUUGAACAGCAUUUGAGUAGCAGAUUUUUUACUAUUUCCUUUGCAGCCUGUUUUUUCUACAGAAAAGACUUGUACUUCUGAAGAAAGAUAGUACACACUUCCCUUAAGCAAGUCAGCAUAGCAUGGAGUUCCUUUAAAUUCAUUAGAAACAGAUCAGUAGUUGCAGGCAUUGCUUUCAACAUCUUUUGGGGUCAUGCUGGUCAUUUCUCAUAACUUUGCUGACUGCUCUUUCUAGCUUACACAGCUCCCUUCCUGCUCUACAGGGAAAAACAAUGACAGAAGGCAAAAUUAGUGCAAAGUGAUGACAGUGCUGUGUAGGGUGGCUGUUCCCACCAGCCACUUGCUGCCAGCACUUCUUUUGAGUUCUACAGUAGUGUGUCUGGACCAAUAGUAGGAAAAGCUGGAGCCCUCACUAUGGAAAUGUCAAAAAAACCCUCUUGUGUGUGUUGCUGCUCUAGCAACAUGUUCCUCUUCCAAGAGAAUCACUUUUUUUUCAGUUGUGUUUUGACAAGUCCAAUCUGUAGAUUGAAAUUAAGCAUACUUCAUAUGUUACACUGGGGAAGGUGGAGACUUCCUUGGUUUGCACUUGACACAGACACACAUGGAGCAGUUUUUGCAUUGACUCAGCAGAGAUGCUGCUUCUCCAGUGCAGGAAGCCACUAAAGAAAAACUCAUGUAUUUCCAUACAUUUUCAGAAACCCUUUCUGACCUUGAAUGGUAUUAAAGAUGUGUCUGAAAGCUGAGCAUAUGUUGAGGUGUUUUUGGAUGUAAAGAUGCUCUCAAUUAUACAGAACUGGAAUGCAUAAUCUUUUCAUAAGAGUAGGUGCUUUUCACAGUGUAUUCUGCCAGAGUUUCUCAAAUGUUCUGCAGUAUUUUGUGAGCUGACAGACAAAAAAAAAAUAUAUAUUCAAAUGGAAUAACACUAAGUAACACUCUAAUAACUGUAGAAUUAAAAAAAAAGUCCUGUGGAUUUCAAUAUCCACAUCAGAAAAUCCACUAUGCAAAGAGUAUUCAGAUUGUCAGCCUCAUGUAAGGGUUCAAAGACUACUCUGUCAGCUAAGAUGGGAUGAGCUGAAAUUUCCAGUAAGUUUUAUCACUGAGGUUCUGAUGAGCAUGGGACAUGAUCUCCCCAUACCAGUCCUGCUCAGGACAGGUGAGUACUUGUUCUGCAGGGCUAAUGAAAGGGGUCAGUUGGACAAGGGUGUGUGGGAGUGAAUUGGCCAAUGUGUGUCUGUGGAUCUCCAAGACAGUGCUAUAGGAAACAGUGAUUUUGAGGCUUUUUAAUGUCUUGGAAUUUGAUCUAUUUUAUUAUCUUCUUUCAUCACACAGAAUUUCUGACCCACCCUCUAAAUUCAUAAUAGUUUGCUGGUCUGAAGUUUAGUGGCUGAUCAAAUUUUAUAGAUUCCUUGGUAUUCAGUGCAAGAAUGUCAUUAAUUCUGAUUACAGAACACAGUAAUGCAUAUGAAAUAUGUGAUUCACUGAAUCUCUACUGAGCACAAGUAUAUAUCACCUGUGACAAUGAAUUAUUUCUAGGCUAAGUAAAUUAUUUGAUUCUCAGCUACAUUUCUUAAUAUGUAUUCUUGCUUCUCAUUUUGACUUAUUUAUAAUGGCAAUAGAACAAGUUUUGCUGUUAUAGAAGGAGUAAUGACUGCAAACUAAAAUAUAAAGGAGAGACUGAAAAGAAUUUGGGAAAUACUACUCUCACUGUUUAUAUUGUGGACAUUUGAAGGAUCAUAAUUAUAUUGCAGCAAUAAUAUUUGUUCAUCAACGAGGGAGUAUGGAAGAGCUGCUCUGUUCUCUGUGAAUGAAAUGAAGGUGAUUUAAAAGAGCAGCACUUACAAGCUAAAAAUCACCAAAAGCAUUUUAAUUUCAGUUAUUUGAUAUUUUUUUUGUUUUAGGGAAGUAAAAUAAGACUUCUUCUGAUGUUUGCAUUCU
Molecule: messenger RNA, 5630 nt
Organism: Oenanthe melanoleuca
Lineage: Eukaryota; Metazoa; Chordata; Aves; Passeriformes; Muscicapidae
Gene: TMEM47
Product: transmembrane protein 47
Exons: 3
Coding region: 269-709 (146 amino acids)
Biological process (GO): cell-cell adhesion
Cellular component (GO): cell-cell junction; membrane
Source: RefSeq, a predicted model, not a curated record